This is a messenger RNA of Tachysurus fulvidraco (yellow catfish), 2875 nucleotides long. RefSeq names its product histamine receptor H1 (gene hrh1). The record is from RefSeq and is a predicted model, not a curated record. Gene Ontology annotation, biological process: regulation of vascular permeability; positive regulation of vasoconstriction; adenylate cyclase-activating adrenergic receptor signaling pathway. Gene Ontology annotation, molecular function: histamine receptor activity. The coding region runs from base 1037 to 2629 and encodes 530 amino acids. The transcript has 2 exons. Gene Ontology annotation, cellular component: membrane. NCBI's taxonomy places the organism in Eukaryota, Metazoa, Chordata, Actinopteri, Siluriformes, Bagridae.
AUUUUCCCUGCCUGGUUUCUGGUUCUUGUGUCGUACACGUCCUGGAGAGUGGGCAGUCUGUGGGGGUGUCAGUGGGGGUGUCUGUUUUUGUCCGGUUUUGUUGCUGCACCAAACCAGAUGGUGAUGGAUGUGCACAGGACAGAUUCUAUGACUGCAGUGUAGAACAGCAUCAACAGCUCCUUUGGCAGACCAAACUUCCUUAAUUGAUGUAGAAUGUACAUCCUCUGCUGGGCCUUUUUGAUGAUAGAGUUUAUGUUGCACUCCCAUUUCAGGUCUUGGGAAAUGAUAGUGCCCAGAAACUUGAAGGCCUUCACAGAUGACACUGGGCUGUUGGAUAUUGUGAGGGGAAGUAGUGUUGAGGGGUCUUUCUUAAAGUCCACCAUCAUUUACACAGUUUUGAGGGUGUUUAGCUCCAGACUGUUCUGACUGCACCAUAGCUCCAGCCGCUUUACCUCCUGUCUGUACGCAGAUUCAUCACCAUCAUGGAUGAGACAGAUGAGCGUAGUAUCAUCUGCAAACUUCAGGAGUUUAACAGUUGGGUCAUUUGAAGUGCAGUCAUUAGUGUAGAGGGAGAAUGGAAGUGGGGAGAGGACACAUCCCUGUGGCGUGCCAGUGCUGAUUGCCCGAAUGCUGGAGGUGACACCUCCCAGUCUCACCUGUUGUUUCCUGUCUGUCAGGAAGCUGGUGAUCCACUGACAGAUGGAAGGGGGUAUAGUGAGCCUUAGGAGUUUGGAGUGAAGGAUUUCUGGAAUUAUAGUAUUAAAAGCCGAACUAAAUGUUCUAAUUGUUGAUUAGAGAGUUAGUAUUCAAGCCCCUGCACUGCCAAGCUGCUACUGAUGGGGGCUCCUGAGCAAAGCACUUAACCCUAUGUGCUUGAGGGGUGUUGUAUCACUCUGACCCCAAUUUUCUCAGCUGGGAUAUAUAAAGAAAACCUCCACCACGGAGGAAUUCGCUUAUGGACAUGCUGAUGAAUGACCCGUGUGUGGAUACUAUUAUACAGACUUUUGACAUCAGGUGAAAAUACUAGAAUACUCCAAUGGAGACUAAGACAGGCAGUCAAGUCAAUAAAAUCUUGCAAGGCCAUGCCAGCUUAAAUUAUACAACGUAUUUAAAUGCAUCUCUAUCCCUCCACCAUCAUGUGAAUAAUGCAGUGCUGGGGAUCAUUCUGGGCAUGUUGUGUCUCCUGACAAUCAUCAUGAACAUUCUGGUUCUUGUGGCCGUGAGGAAAGAACGUACUUUACAUACCGUGGGAAAUCUUUACAUUGUCAGCCUCUCUUUAGCAGAUCUAAUAGUUGGGUCAACUGUAAUGCCACUAAACCUUGUCUAUCUACUUGAGGAUGAAUGGAAACUUGGUCGUGUGGUGUGUCAGUUCUGGUUGGUGAUGGAUUAUGUCGCUAGCACGGCAUCCAUUUUCAGCUUGUUUAUUCUUUGCUUGGACAGAUAUCAGUCUGUUAGGCACCCGUUAAGGUAUCUGAAAUAUCGAACCCGGGGAAGAGCGACACUGAUGAUUUGUUUUGCUUGGCUUCUGUCAAUAAUGUGGAUUAUUCCCAUUUUGGGAUGGCGGAUGUUUGCAAAUGUUGACCAGAAACCUGAGCUAGAAAACAAGUGCGACACAGACUUUCGUUUUGUCACAUGGUUUAAAGUGCUGACUGCCAUUCUCAACUUCUACAUCCCGUCGUUCCUGAUGCUGUGGUUCUAUUCUCAAAUUUUCAUAGCUGUGCGAGAACAUUACAAGCAAUGGGAGAGCGUCACUAUUGCUAAAGUGGUGGCAGACGAAGACAUUAAUGUGCAAAGCUUAAAAAAUCAGAGGACAUUCAGUAAAAUGGCUGAUGAAGAGAAUCUGGCCUUGCAGACUUAUUCACAAAAGGAGGGUAUAUUGGAUCAAUAUACUUUAGAGCAGCAGUACAACUCAAGGGAUGCUAAUGAAGAGAAUGGCGAAUCCACGGGCGAUAAAAAAUCCAAACAUAGAAAAACAUUUUUUAAGAUUACAAAGCCUAAGAAGAAAACAGUGAGGGAGCCUCGUGAGGUUUCGUCAGUGAACCAGGAGAUAAAUUCAGAAACACCUUCAAAGGAUCCAUCUUUACCUCUGGGCUUUUUGCAACAUGAAGAGAAUGCCGACCUGAAGAAGUUUGUAUCUGUUACUGAUUGUAAUGUAUUAGUGCCGAAUUCAGUUGCUAAUAUUUGUGAGAUAACAACCAACACUGAUAUUCACAAACACAUCACCAUUCUCUGUAACGAUGAUGCUAAUGCACAAUCGCCUACAUCACAAGGGUCAUGGAUGCACGGCAACGGUCCAGCAAUAGAUGGUAGCAACACUAUGACUUUGAGGCAAACAUGGCAGAAAUUUUGUGAACAGUCUAGGCAGUGUGUCCAAAACAUGCGCGUUCAUAAGGAACGGAAAGCAGUGAGGCAGUUAGGCUUCAUCAUUGGCGCCUUUAUGGUAUGCUGGAUCCCUUAUUUUAUCACUUUUAUGGUCAUGGCGCUGUGCAACACGUGCGUCCAUCAUGACCUCCACAUGUUCACUAUCUGGUUAGGUUACAUCAACUCAACACUGAACCCCUUUAUUUAUCCACUUUGCAAUGACAAUUUCAAAAGAGUAUUUAAAAAGUUCUUUCGUAUCAAGCAGUAAUUUUUGUCUGUAAAGAUUGAACAUGUAGCAGCUGUGUAUGUCUCUGUAAACAUUAUUUUUCCUUUAUAUGUGCAACUGUAUUUUUAAAGGUUGUACACUCUGGACUAUUAUGGUAUUAAAGGCCUUUGUUGAUUGUCUUAUAUCUUUGGUGCUAACCAGUGUCAUUGUAUGCUUGUAAUCUGCAUCAGAUUAAGGCAUCAGUACAAAUACUGAUGAUAAAUGUUUAAUAAAUUCUCUGUGAGUUUU